Molecule: messenger RNA, 5096 nt
Organism: Parasteatoda tepidariorum (common house spider)
Lineage: Eukaryota; Metazoa; Arthropoda; Arachnida; Araneae; Theridiidae
Product: phospholipid-transporting ATPase VA
Biological process (GO): phospholipid translocation
Cellular component (GO): plasma membrane
Molecular function (GO): ATP binding; ATP hydrolysis activity; ATPase-coupled intramembrane lipid carrier activity
Source: RefSeq, a predicted model, not a curated record
AUAUUACCAGCCAAUCAUAUUUUGUUUUUCAACUCUCCCGCUUUAGAAGAUAAGAAAACGAAAAUAACGCGAUAGGCGAAGAUAGACGGAGAAAAAUGCCAGAUUCAAAAUGAUCAUUCGCAACGUGACUGUUGUUUAUGUCUAGUUGAUUGCAAGAAAACUGUGGAUAUAUUUCACAAUGUUAAAUACACAGUAUUAAAAAUUGCGGAUGUAUAUCGAAGUGAUAUCAGAGUUUCUAAUCAUGAAAGAAAUGAAAAAGUGACGAGAUGUCAGAGGAUCGAAGCUACUCAGUCGCCGACUCUGCGGAUGUGACUGUCCAUCGUCCAUUCUCCUUUUUCCAAAGGUUCUUUUUCUGGAAAAACAGGAAAAGGCCUCCAGAUAAGCCCCUGAGGAUCGUUAUGAAUAAUGUCACCCUGCAAGAAAAUGUUCCCCCGAAACUUCACCCCCACAAAGGAUAUGCCUGCAAUCGGAUUCGAACCACGAAGUACACCAUUCUAUCUUUCAUUCCAAAGAACCUUUUCGAACAAUUCCACAGGAUAGCCAAUUUAUAUUUCAUUGGCAUAGUGCUUCUAAACUGGGUGCCAAAGAUUAACGCUUUUGGCAAAGAAAUAGCUAUCAUUCCAGUUAUGUUUGUGCUCGGUGUGACUGCGAUUAAAGAUUGGUUUGAAGAUUUCCGGCGAUACAAAUCGGAUAAAAGGAUUAAUAACUUGACCUGCAGAGUUUACAGUCGGCAGGACCAGCGCUAUGUGAAAACAUAUUGGAAAGAAGUGAAAGUAGGAGACAUGGUGCAUCUAUCGUGCAAUGAAGUAAUACCUGCAGACAUCCUGCUGAUGAAGUGCAGUGAUGACCAGGGACUAUGUUAUCUUGAAACGGCCAGUCUGGAUGGAGAGACCAACCUCAAACAGAGACAAGUGGUCAGAGGAAUCAUGUCCUCGGGAGAGCCCUUUCAUCCAUCUACUUUCAAUGGAAGAAUAGAAUGUGAUCCUCCAAAUCACAGGAUAUACCAUUUUAAUGGUUGCAUAACCUUAUCUUCUGGUGCCAAAGUGCCUAUUUGUAAAGAAAACUUGCUAUUAAAAGAUUGUGUAUUGAAAAAUGCAGAUUUCAUAGAAGGCAUUGUGGUUUAUGCUGGUCAUGAAACCAAAGCAAUGUUGAAUAAUGAUGGUCCUCGUUAUAAGAGGAGUAAAUUGGAAAAAUUAAUGAACCGGAAUGUUAUAUUUUGUAUAAUAAUGUUAAUCUUACUGUGUCUCCUUGGUGCUGUAGGUAAUGGAGUUUGGCUUAGCACCUACCAUGACAGAAACAUUGUGCCCUUUCUUCCUGGCUUUUAUUUGAACAAUAAUGCCGAAAUAUAUAAUGAAGCCUUUUUAAUAUUUUGGACUUUUGUUAUUGUUUUACAAGUCAUGAUUCCUUUGUCACUGUACGUAACCAUUGAAAUUAUUAAAUUAGGCCAAGUGUACUUCAUUCAUCAAGACUCCAGUUUUUUUGACAAGGCCUCUGGCAAGAAAUUGGAAUGCAGGGCUCUGAAUAUAACCGAAGAGCUCGGACAAGUAGAAUACGUUUUCUCAGACAAGACUGGCACUCUAACUGAAAAUAAUAUGGUGUUUAAGAGGUGCACAAUUAGUGGAGUUGAUUAUAGCCAUGACAGAACCUUUCCUGCCAAAUGUGAUGGAGAUGCUGCCAGUCCUGCUUGUGAUUCUGAUGAAAAAGGUGAUCUUGUUUUGAAUCCUAGUCUUGUAGAAGAAUUAUCUGAAAUGGAAAUUCAACUGCAUGUCAACUCAUCCACAACAGAAAUCACCCAUUUGUCUACACAUUCCCAACGAAUACAGGAUUUUUUCCUACUCUUAGCUCUUUGCAAUACAGUUGUUGUUGCAAAAUAUCCUCACAAAGAUCAAAUGAAUUCCAGUGGUUUGUUUCUAAAUCACGCCACUCCCAUUGCAAAUAGAAUGUUGAGGGGUUCUGCAGAUGGAUGGGAGAAUUCUAAUGAUAAAUACGCCCAUCUCUUGAGUGAAGCAAGUACGCCAGCCAGCUCUACUACUUCAACACCUAUCAAGAGACCUCGCAAUCUUACUCUUCCUUUACACCUAGGUUUAGGGCACUGCACAACACCCACACCUUCCCCUUUAGAAUUCAGACCAAUAUAUGAAGCUGAAAGUCCUGAUGAAAUAGCACUGGUAGAAACGGCUUUCAGCUAUAACUGUCGGCUUUUACGACGGACACCUGAGUCAGUAACAGUUGCCUUGCCAGGUGAAGGCCUUAUUGAGUUCAAAUUGUUGCAUGUUCUUCCAUUUGAUGCGACUCGUAAGAGGAUGUCAGUCAUUAUACAGCAUCCGAUCACUGGUGAAAAAAUUCUUCUCUGCAAGGGAGCUGACUCUGCCAUUUUGUCACACCUAGCACCUAGUCAAAGUAAAACUAUUAGGAACAUGAUAUUUAAAACAGAGCAACAUUUAAACAAUUAUUCAAGAAAAGGCCUUCGGGUUUUAUGCAUGGCUAAGAAAAUAAUAUCUCCUGAAGAGUAUAAAGUGUGGCUUCCUUGCCAUUUAGCUGCUGAACUUUGUAUUGAAGAUAAAGAUAAGAAACUGUAUCAGUCUGCAUGCAACAUAGAGAGGAAUCUUGAACUACUGGGUGCUACUGGUAUUGAGGACAAGCUGCAGGAUGGUGUACCUCAAACCAUCAGUUCCCUCAGGGCUGCUGGAAUUGUAGUCUGGGUACUAACCGGUGAUAAGCAGGAAACAGCUGUAAAUAUUGCUUAUUCUUGCAAACUCUUUUCUUCUGAUAUGGAGGUUUUAACACUAAAUGCUAGAUCUAAGGAAGCUGCAGAAGACACAUUGGAAUUCUAUUUAGAUCAAAUCAAGAAAGACAUAGUGACUCAAGAGGGUUGCACUUACGACCCAUCCUUAAAUUCUAGUGCCUCUGGUAGUGCUCUGAGGCAUUUUUUCUUCACUCCAAGAUUAUCAGUUGCCUCUGUGCACCAAGACAAGAGGCGGCGUGCUCUAGUCAUUGAUGGCCGUACACUCUCGUACGUCCUAGAUAAGCCACUUGAUAAGCUAUUCCUUAGCCUUGCACAACACUGCACUUCUGUGCUAUGCUGCCGAGCAACGCCACUGCAAAAGGCAUACAUAGUCAGCUUAGUCAAAGAAACUUUAGAUGUGUUGACUCUUGCCGUAGGUGAUGGUGCCAAUGAUGUGAGCAUGAUUCAAACGGCAGAUGUUGGUGUUGGAGUGAGUGGUAAAGAAGGCAUGCAAGCUGUUAUGGCAAGUGACUUCACAAUUGUACGUUUCAAGCAUUUGGAACGCCUCUUACUAGUCCAUGGUCACUGGUGCUAUGAUCGUUUAGCGAGGACCAUUUUGUACUUUUUUUACAAAAAUUCUACAUUCAUAUUUAUCAUUUGUUGGUACCAAUGGUACUGUGGGUUUAGUGCCAACGUCAUGAUCGACCAAAUAUAUCUCAUGCUGUACAAUGUCAUGUUCACCUCACUGCCCCCUCUCGCACUGGGUAUCCUAGACAAAGACUGCCCAGACCAUCUGCUGCUCAAGUAUCCUGUUCUCUAUCGUCAAGGACGAAAAGGAGAAGUUCACACAAAGUACUCAUUUUGGGUGAAUAUGUUAGAUGCUAUUUAUCAGAGUAUUGCAACUUUCUUCAUUCCUUAUAUGGCGUAUUAUGACUCUGAUGUUGGAAUUUGGGAAUUUGGAACCACCAUCUGCACUGCUUGUGUUAUUGGGCAGUUAUUGCAUUUAGGUAUAGAAACUAGAUCGUGGACCCUUCUCCAUCUGGUGUCACUGACGAUCAGCUUCUUUUUGUAUUUCGGUUUUGCUCUCAUCUACAAUUAUAUUCCCGCCAUGAGUGCCGGUAAGGAAGGACUGCAGAAUCCUUACUGGGUCAUAUACCAUGCAAUAUGCUCAUCUGGUAUAUUUUGGUUCUGCAUUAUACUGGCACCUUUGCUCUCUGUUCUACCAAGAUUCAUGUUACGCUCAUUUCAAAGUAGUAUGUUUCCCUCUGAUGUGUCCAGGACUAUUCGUGUGCACAAAAAAGAAGAAGCAGCCUCUGAGGUGUCCACAGUGUCCGUCGCUUGGUCUAAGGACUCCAGCAACGAGUCUUCCAUUGAUAUACCCAUUCAUCAUGACAAAGGACUCCAAUCAGAGCAAAGACUCUCUAUACAAAGUGACUGCCGUGAAGUCUCAAUCGAGUCAUACUCCAUAAAUUCUUCUUCUAGUUAAUUACAUUUUCUUGAUUGCUGUUUUUAUAGUCAUUUGCCAAUUAUAUGUUUCAAAUUGUCUCAUUAAACUAAUUCUGUUCGUACAAAAUUGUUACAUGUUAGAUAUAUUUAAUAUAUAUGCACUAAUUUAGGAAUAUUCACAUAAGUAUGAAUUAUUUUGAUGAAAAGCGGGUAUGUCAAACACUUAUGGGCUGAAUGUGGCCUGUCUACUAGUCAAAUAUGACCUGUGAAAUGCUGAUAAAAAAAAUUGUUAUUAACUAUCAUGCAUCCAUAACAAGAAUAAUUAUUAUAUUUUGUAUGCAUUUUUUUAGUUAAAAAAACUGCUCAUUGUGUUAUUAUUCUUGUUUUGGCCUUUUUAAGGUGUAUCAAGUUUGACAUACCUGAUGUAAAAUGAUUAAUUGAAUGUUGCUUAGCUUAUGCUUUGAUUAAUGACCCAUACAUAUAAAGAAAACUUUUUUUCAAAUCCAUAAAAAGUUGUCACUGUGGUUACAUAUCUGUUAAAAAAAAUUUUUAUGUCAAAGUAAAAAAUAUUUAUGUGAUCCAGAGUAUGCUAAAUGUUUUAAUUUUAUUAGGGAUGGUCACAUUUUUUUUUUUUUAAUUUCUUUUAAAUCAUAAAUAUAAAACAAAGUUUAGACCCAACCAGAGAACCAUCAUUCAGAAUUGUCAAUAUUAUUAUUACACAUUGAAAUAUAACAUUUUAGUCUACCUUCCUUUAUAUGAACAGCUCAAUUUAACCUGAAAUUUACGUCACCUUACGUAUUGAUAAGGUGAAAAUAUGCAUUUUUGGUAAGGAAAAUUAAGAUUUUCCAUUAGAGACAAAUAUUUUAUAUUUGAUAAUAAUUUUUUUCGCUGUUACUUUACAUUUUUGAAAUUGAAAUCUGAAAUU